AUGGUGGUGAAGAGUAAAGUGGUGUCCGAGCAUUUAGGAGACCUCGGCAGCACCUUUGGUGUCUUAAGGAAGCAUAAGCUACGCCUAAAUGCUUCCAAAUGCUCAUUUGGCAUGGGAUCAGGCAAGUUUCUGGGCUACAUGGUUACUCAUAGGGGAAUUGAGGUUAACCCCAACCAGAUCAAGACUAUAAAUGAUCUAAAACCACCGCAAAACACCAAGGAGGUUCAAAAGCUUACUGGGAUGGUCGUAGCCCUAAAUCGAUUCAUUUCUAGGUCGGCGGAUAGAUGUAGACCGUUCUUUCUCUUGAUCAACAAGUGGAAAGGGUUUGAGUGGUCCGAGGACUAUAUUGUGGUCUUCCAAAAACUCAAGGAAUACCUAUCUCGGCCACCUAUCAUGUCCAGUCUUGAGACUGAUGAAGUCCUAUAUGCAUAUAUUGCUAUGGCCCCUCAUGCUGCCAUACUAGCAUUGGUCCAUACUACGCGAAAGCUUCCCCAUUAUUUCCAAGCCCACACAGUGGUUGUUCUAACCCAACUACCCUUGAAGUCCGUAUUUCGAACCGCUGAUUACACUGGAAGGAUUGCCAUAUGGAGCACAAUCCUAGGAGCUUUUGAGAUCAAGUACCUGUCUCGGACCGCCAUAAAUGGCCAGGUCCUAGUUGAGUUGGUGGCCGAAUUUGUUGAAUCACCAGUAAAAACUGUAGCAGAGGAGUACAACAUGGAUGAGAAAUCGGUUGGGGUAAUCUUUACGCUAGGACCCCCAUGUUGGAAGGUGUACGUUGAUGGCGCAUCAAAUCAAAGGGGAUCCAAAGUGGGGCUAGUCCUAAUAUCCCCUAAGAAUACUAUCAUAAAGAAAUCCCUGAGACUUGGGUUCUCGGCCACGAAUAACGAAACCGAGUAUGAGGCCUUGUUGCAAGGAAUGGCCAUGGUGCAGAAAAUGGGAGGAAAAGCAGUGGAGAUGUUCUCGGACUCGAGACUAGUAGUGGGCCAGGUAAAGGGAGAGUUAGAAGCCAGAGACACAAGGAUGCAAGAGUACUUAAGUCAGGUCAAACGCUUGCAGUUAGACUUCAAUCUUUUGAGCUUGUCACACGUCUCUAGAAGUGGAAACACUCAUGCAGAUUCAUUGGCCACGCUUGCUACCUCCUCGGCAGGGGGUUUGCCUCUAAUUGUUCUUGUCAAGCAUCUAGAUAGAGCAAAUGAAGUAGCAAAGGGCAUGGUCCAUAUCCAUGAGGUUAGAGUGGGUCCUAGCUGGAUGGACCCUAUAGUGAGGUUCCUUAAAGAUUAUGUCCUGCCCGAGGAGAAAUCAGAAGCUGAAAAAAUACGAAGAAACGCCCCUAGGUUCUGGUUGUCCGAGGAUCACAAAUUGUAUAAGUGCUCCUAUUCUGGGCCAUAUUUACUGUGUAUUCACCCAGAAGCAUCGGAGUUGCUGCUUGAAGAGCUGCACGAAUGGAUUUGUAGGAGUCACACAGGAGGAAGAUCUCUGUCGCACCGAGCCAUUACCCAGGGAUAUUAG
This is a messenger RNA of Quercus robur (English oak), 1509 nucleotides long. RefSeq lists its product as uncharacterized. The record is from RefSeq and is a predicted model, not a curated record. The coding region runs from base 1 to 1509 and encodes 502 amino acids. Lineage: Eukaryota; Viridiplantae; Streptophyta; Magnoliopsida; Fagales; Fagaceae. The transcript has 2 exons. Gene Ontology annotation, molecular function: RNA-DNA hybrid ribonuclease activity; nucleic acid binding.